Epinephelus lanceolatus (giant grouper) is the source of this 4766-nucleotide messenger RNA. RefSeq names its product macrophage mannose receptor 1-like. Lineage: Eukaryota; Metazoa; Chordata; Actinopteri; Perciformes; Serranidae. The record is from RefSeq and is a predicted model, not a curated record.
UUAAGCUAUAUGACAUCUCUGAAGAAUACCAACAAUGAAGAUAACUCUAACAGCCUUUGCACUCAUCAUCCAAACAUUACAUUGUUUGGCUUUAGACGAUUCACCAUUUCAACUGACCAACAAGGACACUGGUUUUUGUUUGGUUAAAACAAAUAACCAAUGCAAUGAUAUACGCUGGACAACUGGUGACCGACUUCUGGUUCUACAAAAGAAGAAAUGCCUGGGAGUCCAGGGGAAAAGUGUGGGGAGUGAAGUAAGCCUCUAUGAUUGUGACGAAAAGAGCGACCUCCAAAAGUGGGAAUGCAAGAAUGGAACAGUGCUCGACCUUAAAGACCAGCAGCUCUACAUUGAGCUCACUGCAGAUAACACAGCAGUUCUCUCCAAAACAGUAGGACCCAAUAACCACCUCACAAUUACAGGGACGCCCAACGGUGCUUGUACAAGAACAGUUAGAGAACUUUAUACUAUUGAUGGAAAUGCAGCUGGACUGCCAUGCAUGUUUCCCUUCUACUACAAAGACCAGUGGUUCUCAGACUGCACCACACUUGACUCUCCAGAGAAGACUCUUUGGUGUGCUGUUGAAACCAAAUAUCAAAGUGAACAUUGGGGCUACUGCCCAGUUACUUCUAAAGAUGGCUGGACAAAACACCCAACAACAGGAGCGUAUUACCAGCUCAACACAGGAGCAGCUCUGACUUGGGCCCAGGCUGAAGCCAGCUGCAAACAGCAGGGUGCCUCCCUGCUCAGUAUCACAGAUCCUCAUGAGCAGGCUUACAUCACAGCACUACUAGGUCGUAGGGGCAUUAAGCUUUGGACUGGGCUGAUCCUGGAUCCACAACAUGGCUGGAAAUGGUCUAAUGGGAAGCCUUACCGCUAUCUGAAAUGGGACUCAGGGCAUCCCGUUUCUAAUGUUGCACAGAACUGUGCAAUUGUCAAUCCUGCUGUACAGUACUCCUGGCAAAGCUCACUUUGCAGCAAGAAAUUUGGGUAUAUCUGUUACAGUGAAGAGGCCGAGAUAUUGCCUACACAAGCUGUUGAGACAGGGUUUUGUUCAAGACCUUGGAUUCCUUACAGUGGCCACUGCUUCUACCUUAAUCGUACUCAGAACACAUGGUCUGAUGCUCAGAUAGAGUGUCAUACCAAAGGAGCGGACCUAGUCAGCAUGCGUGAUGUGAAGGACCAAAGCUUUGUCCUGUCUCAACUUGGAUACACAUCCACCGAUGAGCUUUGGAUUGGACUGAAUGACAGAAAGACAGAGGGACUGUUUGAGUGGAUUGAUCAUUCGACUGUCAGCUUCACUAGCUGGGAAUUUGGGAAACCUGCUGUCUCCACUGAUCUACAGGAUUGUGUUCUCAUCAGGGGAGAGAAUGGAAACUGGGCUGACCGUGUGUGUGAGGAGAAACAUGGCUACAUUUGUAUGAAGAAGAGUGCCUCAAAACCCACUGGAGAUGAAGUGGAGCAGGACGUGGGCUGCAAAACUGGCUGGAGAAGACAUGGCUCGUACUGCUACUUCAUAGGGAGACAGACCAAAACUUUUGAUGAAGCCAAAGAUGACUGCAAGAGCUCAGAUUCUUACCUCGCUGAUGUUUCAAAUGGGGUUGAUAACGCAUUCCUUGUUAGUUUGGUGGGGAUGAGACCAGAGAAGUACUUCUGGCUAGGCCUCUCAAACCAGAAAAACACUGGUCAGUUUGUGUGGACCAACACAGACUCAGUGAGGUUUACUCACUGGAGCGCUGAGAUGACAGGUCACCCACAGGGCUGUGUUGCCAUGACAACUGGGGUUUUUGCUGGUCUCUGGGAUGUGCUGCCCUGCACCAAUAAGGAGAAAUAUAUCUGCAAACACCUGGCAGAGGGGGCAGUUUUAACCCCUGCACCACCCACUCUCUCCCCUACCUUAUGUAAAGACGGCUGGAGUCAAAUAGGAUCAAGAAACCUUUGCUUUAAGCAUUUUGAAGCUUAUAAUGAGAGAGCAAGGACCUGGUUCCAGGCCAGAGAUUACUGUAGGACCAUUGGAGGAGACCUGCUCAGCAUCCACAGCGAGGAAGAGCUAGAAGUCCUACCGCAUAGCAGUCAAAAUGCCUGGAUUGGACUUAAUGCCCUUGACCCUGUCACCGGUUUUGUAUGGAGUGAUGGAUCCCCACUGCAGUUCCAAGACUGGGAGGAUGGAGAGCCAAACAACAGAAAAAAUGUGGAAUAUUGUGUUACAUUCAGAAAGGGUCGGGAUUAUGAAAGUGGGUCUUGGAAUGAUGAGCAUUGUGAGUCGCAGUAUGGAUGGCUGUGCCAGAUCCGUAUAGGGGUGAUUCCAAAACCACCUCCAAGCCCUGUUACUCCUGACUACAUUACAAGAUCGGAUGGAUGGAUAGAGUGGAAUGGGUCUCAGUAUUAUACUGAUACUUAUAGUGGAGCCAUGGAAGAUGCUCGUCGCUAUUGCCAACGUGAGCAUGGUGACUUGGUAACUAUCAACAGUGAAGCUGAAAGUGUCUUUCUAUGGAAACAGAUAGACCACAGUUAUGAAGAUAAGCCUUACUGGAUAGGCCUGACCGUAGAUUUUGAUGGGACAUCUGAGUGGAUGGAUGGCUCUCCAGUGGUGUUUCAAAGGUGGGAUGAAAACCAACCUGAUUUCAAAAACAAUGAUGAGAACUGUGUUGUCAUGACUUCAUCUCUGGGCUUCUGGCAUGAUUAUAAUUGUGGGUAUGAUCACAAGUUCAUUUGUAAACGCAAUGGCUCAACAUCUGCCACUUCCAAGGCCACUGUGAAAUCAACAGUUCCUCCAAAUGGUGGCUGUCCACAAAACUGGAAAAAAUUGAACUCAAAGUGUUACAGCAUCAUUAAUAGCCAGAGAGAGACGUGGUUUGGAGCAAGAACACAAUGCAGAUCAAUGGGAGGAAAUCUCGUCUCAAUUCUCUCAAGACACGAGCAAGUGUUUUUGGCUAGUAACAUGGUCGACCUACCUAUCACAGCCCUGUGGAUUGGUCUGUAUAAAGUAAAUGACAAUACGUUUCUCUGGACUGAUGGGAGACCAAUGCAAAUCUACAACAUGGAGAGGGAAUGGUCUUAUUACAACAGGCAUCAUAACAGUGAGACUACAUGUGGUGCGAUGACCAACGAUCCCAACAGUGGUAUUGGAACGUGGAUGAGAAAGUCCUGCAAUGACACCUAUGGAUAUAUCUGUCUUCGAAAUGUUGACCCAUCUAUUCCAGACUCUCCUGAACCAACAACCACUGGCUAUGUGAAAGUAUUUAAUGACUCUAUCAAGAUUGUUGCUCAAAAAAUGAGCUGGGAUGCAGCUAAAAAGCACUGUGAAGGUGAUGGUGCCAAACUGACUAACCUGCGAAAUGAGUGGGCCCGAGUCUUUAUUCAGCUGAUGGUUUUAAAUCUCAAAGCUCCUGUGUGGAUUGGACUGAAUACAAUGGAGACUGGCGGAUAUUACAGAUAUAUUGAUGGCUGGCAUCUCACCUCAACCAACUGGCAGAGAGGGGAACCAGAAAGAGAUCGACCAUGUGCGUUCGUGAGAGAGAAUGGAGAGUGGAAGUCUGCUGACUGCAGCAGGAAGAUGAGCAGCAUUUGCAUGAAGUCUACAGAUGUGCCACCAAGAGAGCUGAGUGAGCCAAGUGAUUUCCCGGGACUUUGCCCUGAAAACCCAGAAGCAUCCAGAUAUUCAUCUCCGUAUGUGUGGCUACCAUUUAGGGCUUAUUGUUACCUCUUUAUCACAAAAACCGUUCAGUGGGCAGAUGCAGCUACUACCUGUGCAAUAUAUGGUGGAACUCUAACAAGCAUUGAGGGUCCUCUCGAGCAAGCAUUCAUUUGGAGCAAUAUUCAAAUAUUUGGAGGCGGCAACUAUAAUUACUGGAUAGGCUUAUAUAAAACUCACAGAGGCAUGUGGCGGUGGUUGGAUAACUCUGCUAUGGUCUACACUAACUGGUAUGAGGAUCAAAGCAAAAGCGAAGGUCAUGGACUGAUUGAUAUUCAAGAUGGGACAUGGUCAGCAACUGACCGUCGUGGUGACCGACCUUUUGUUUGCAAAGCACCCAAAGUAUUAAAAGAAGCUCCACUAACAACUGUAAAUCCUACGGUGGAGCCUCAAACCCAAGCCCACACCAUUUUGGCAGUUGUGCUGGUCAUUAUUGCAAUCGCCAUAGGGACAGUCAUCGCCUUAUUUCUCUUCAAGAAAUCUUGUCACCGCUAACCCAACCCUGAAAAGUUAUCUAGCGAAGACGAUUUCACUCUUUUUCAACACUGAGCGGUCCCAGGCUGGUCUGGUCGACACCGUUAAACGUGAAGCAAAUGCAGAAGAGGAGAACCCUGCACCUGUUCUAACUGUAAUGUAAAUGCCAGCAGAAUCUACUGGGGCAUACAAGAAUUUCUUUUUUUUUUUUUUUUUUUGAAAUGAGAGCUGUUUCAAUGUAGCUGGCAAGAACUGGCUUUCAUGAACAAAACAUUGUAAGAUGUUGGAUGUCUCAUUUGACAUACAAAUCUCCUCUUGUCCUGAAUAAUGUUUGAUGUAUAUUCUAUGACUAAGUGAUUUAAGACAUUGAUUCAUACUAUAUUUUACUUUACAGUACUAUGCUUGCUAGGAUUGUGAAAUUUCUACCAGACACUGGACAAGGCAAAAUUAAUACAUGUUCCUACUGGACCACACCAUGCUUUUCAUCAUCCUUGAAGCUAUAGAUGACAUUUUAUCUGUCUAGAAAUCCAGGUGACUCGUAAGAUAUGUCUUGUAAAUGAAAAUUAAAACAAAUGUAUUAAAAGACACUGUAAAACCACAA